UGCCACCACAGAGCUAAAACCCUAGGCCGUUUCUGCUUCUGUUCGUCAGCUUCUCCGGAGCUCUUCCGCCGUCGUGCUUGGCGGCGCAAUCAUGAUGAAACGGCAUUGCGAAGAAACAAAUUCCAAUGGAGCGCCGGCAAUCGAACCUGCGACGUCGUACAACACCGUUUUUGUAGAUACCAACUUUGAUACUCACUUAGCUUUAGUUGUCUCCGACUCGGAUUCUGUGUUCGAUCUCAAAAAAAAGGUUGCGUUUGAACAUUUAAGGUGCUUUCCUGAGAUGAAAGAGUUGAAGAUUUCUGCAGUGAAGGUGAAACGGAGAGGACAUUACUAUCACCUGUCCGAUACUAUGCUUGUCAGAAGUGUUUUUGAGGGUAUAAAAAAUGGCUGGUUCCUUUCUGUUGAUGCUUCUAGCUGUGACCAACAGUUACUUUGCAUCACAUAUGCGCAAACUGAACCUGACAAUCAUUCGUUCACUGAAAUGGCUAAAGAGAAGGUUUUUGAUACUAAUGAACCUCACAUAGUUCAUGCUAACUUAGCAUCAAGCUCCAUCGCGAAACAGAAGAAAGUCGCAAAGGUCAUUGGUGAAUUCAAGACCAUGGAUGAAUAUCAGCAACUUUCUCUCGGAGCUGGUCCUGUGGCUAAGAAGCUUCACACAGAAGAAGGCUUAGUCACAGAUACCCGCACUUCAAAGCAUGUGAUAGAUAAUGAUGCUUCUGAAUCUAAGGUUGUUGAAAAUGAUACUAAUAAAGGAGAAAGAGAGCAUACAAACAUGAGAUCCAAAAAUGCCAGUGCUGAACCUUUACCUUCUGAUCACAGUAAUAAGGUGUCAAAAUUGGGAAAGAAGAAAUGUAGGAUAGUUGGGGCAAGUGCUGAAAUUUCUGGUGUGCAGGACGCGCACUGUGGGAAUAGGAACAAUGAUAUACUUGACGAAACAUCAGAGUCCGGGAGUAUUGCGAAUAAAGUGAAAAAAUUGGAUAGCAAGGAAAGGCGUCGAGGUUCCACCGGGUUUAAUCGUAGGGAUGUUGCAAUACCGGACAACUCCACAGAACAUAGACCAAUAAUAAAAGCAGCUUUGGCAGAAACGUUGGAGGACCAAUCUUUGAGAACAGAUACAGCUCAUAAGAAGAGGAAAAAGAAGGAAAAGGACUCAUCCACUUGCCAUGAUGAAGGAGUUGAAAUGAAGAUUUUUGACAAGUUGACCGAUACUACUAUUCAAUCUGGAUUGAAAGAAACGGUGCGUUCGCAGAAAAGAGCAAAAUUAUCUGAUUUAAACAUUCACUUUCACAGUACAACAACUGUAAACAGGGCUUCAAUGCAUGUCAAAAAGAGAAAUGAACAACGAGAAAAAGAUAGUUAAAAUGAUAUCUAACAUCAAAUCCCACUGAUAUCAUGAAGACACAACUAGAACUUGUCAUGCUUGAGUUAUUCCCACCAAACACAAAGGAGACGGCAAAAUGGUUAGCAAUUGAAAAUUUUUAACCUACCUUAUUUAUAAUACUACCAAGUAUAAGAGCAUACAUACUACAAUUCACAAAUAGUUAUACUUACCUCUAACUAAUGAAAGAAGAAACCUUUGAAGUUGUACUUCCGCCACUUUUUAUUGAUGUUCAUAAGUAUGUUAACUUGAUUUUUCUUAAAAGA
Molecule: messenger RNA, 1644 nt
Organism: Nicotiana attenuata
Lineage: Eukaryota; Viridiplantae; Streptophyta; Magnoliopsida; Solanales; Solanaceae
Exons: 3
Coding region: 92-1360 (422 amino acids)
Source: RefSeq, a predicted model, not a curated record